Oreochromis niloticus (Nile tilapia) is the source of this 2151-nucleotide messenger RNA. RefSeq lists its product as uncharacterized. The record is from RefSeq and is a predicted model, not a curated record. The coding region runs from base 185 to 1525 and encodes 446 amino acids. Gene Ontology annotation, molecular function: glycosyltransferase activity. NCBI's taxonomy places the organism in Eukaryota, Metazoa, Chordata, Actinopteri, Cichliformes, Cichlidae. Gene Ontology annotation, cellular component: cytoplasm. The transcript is spliced from 5 exons.
CAGAGUUUGUAUUGCUAGGAAGGAGUAGCAGUAUAGGACUGAGUAGGGAAAUGUUUGCUUUACCUACCUAAUGGAAUAGUCCAGGGGUGAGAUUGUUUGGUUAAGUGGACUAUUUAAGCAGAAGAAUGCAGGUGUUCGAGGAAAAAGGAGCAGGGUGGAAAUUAGCUUCAUCUGCGCUGGAUGGAUGGAUGCAGCAAAAUCUCUCAAAAAGAAGCUGGCUCUCCCCUUGAUUGUUGCAUUAAUCUUCAUUCUUCUAUUCAGUGUGAAUAUGCCAAACAGCAACAACAACUCAAUCCCAAAACCACAUGGGCCACCAGUUGUUUGCUCCUUGGGAGUAUCUGAGCAGACCAUCACCCCACUCAAAAAUACCAAGCACUUACUGGUGUCAGCAUACGUGGACCAGAGAGUGAAGGAUUUGGAUAUACGCAUCAUUGGCAUAUUUAAGAGAGACUCCAUACAGCCCCUUCACUGUGCUUUUUGCUGCACAAAUCUUUUAAGUAAAACCACUCCAGCAACAAUUUUACAACAUUCUGAUCACUUUGGUUUUCCCUUCGCCACUACGGACGUCAUGUGUCAAAUUCCUCAGAACUGCAACGCUACACAUGUCACUCUCUUGACUACACCAGACAAAGAAAGUGCAUCUGACUCUACCUGGCUUCCUAUACGAAACCAAAAGAGCGACAGGCAAAAGGAAAACAUAAAGUUUGACUUCACAGUCUGCAUCUCUAGUCUGUUUGGCGACUACAACAAUGUGCUUCAGUUUGCAGAGACUCUGGAGAUGUACAGGUUGCUGGGUGUGAACAGAGUGGUGAUCUAUAACACCAGCUGUGGUCCAGAGCUCAAUCGCCUGUUGCAGAAUUACAGCCAGGAGGGCUUUGUGGAAAUGGUUCCUUGGCCCAUUGACAAGCAUCUGAAUCCAUCUCGUGGCUGGCUUCACUCAGAGCACGGAGGAGACGUGCACUACUUUGGCCAGCUGACCACACUUAAUGAGUGCAUUUACAGAUCAAUGGAGCGUUCUCGCUACGUCCUGUUGAAUGACAUUGAUGAGAUUCUAAUGCCAUACCAGCACAAGGACCUGAUGUCUUUGAUGAACACGCUCCAAAAUCAGCAUCCAAAUACAGGAGUAUUUCUCAUUGAGAACCACACCUAUCCCAAGAAGCCUUUUAAUCAAAGUAAAUGGGGACCCCUGCCUCAAUGGAACGGGGUGCCAGGCUUUGAUAUUAUGGUGCACAUCUACAGAGAGGAGCCUAACAGAAAUAUUUACCAUCCACACAAGUUAAUAGUUCAGCCAAGAGCAGUGCAGCAGACCUCAGUGCAUGAUGUGCUUAAGAUGUCUGGAGCAAAGUUCAAGGUUCCACCAGACGUCUGUCGGAUCAUUCACUCGCCAAUCAGUACUCCGACCAAUCCACCACUUGAUCAGCUUCAUGUGGACACCCGACUGUGGGACUUUAAAGACAAACUGCUCCCCAAUGUGAUCAAGGUGCUGCGGAGAGCAGAACUGCUGAGAUCAGAGACGCAAAACUGAUAGAUGAUGGACACAAAUAUUGAAGUUUUAGGAGAAAAAAGCUGGUCAACAAAACACAGGCUGACCUAUAGGGUUGGCAUGGGGUGGCAUGUGCCAGCCUAAAAUAAUCUCUUUCCAUCCCAAGUCCACCCUAGUUUUGCAUAUCACAAUGCUGUAUAUUAAAAUUAUCUAGCAUUAACACUCUGAGCCUGGCUACAAGUAACAUUAAGUAUAAAUUCUAAAACUGAAUAUACUGCAUAGCGUUACCUCCCUGCACCACUAAAAAAUGGUUCAGCCCAUAAAGCAAACGAUUUAAUUUCUUGUUGUCAGUAGCAACCAUGCUUAUGAUUGUGCCAGAGCACACAAUCAUAAGCAUUUUGAAUCAACACCAUGGCUAUUUUCCGAUUUCAACACAGGUGGUUGAUUGCUCCACUCUAGAACUGGAAUGAAGGUGAGUGUUAUUAACCCCCUGGGUUGACGGACAUGACCAAUUUAAGCUGACAUAGCUACAAGCUGCAGCCAUGCAUCUUCUAGCAUCAGGGUCUCUAUUUCAGCUUGUGUUGAAAGUCCAGACUUCAAACUAUAUCCAAGUUUUUACAUUUUAUUGAUAGGCCACUAACACUGGAGUUAUGAUAAGAAAAAAAAAA